Nerophis ophidion (straightnose pipefish) is the source of this 1403-nucleotide messenger RNA. It is a transcript of the gene cimap1b, whose product is annotated as ciliary microtubule associated protein 1B. The coding region runs from base 110 to 871 and encodes 253 amino acids. Gene Ontology annotation, cellular component: cytoskeleton. Lineage: Eukaryota; Metazoa; Chordata; Actinopteri; Syngnathiformes; Syngnathidae. The transcript is spliced from 7 exons. The record is from RefSeq and is a predicted model, not a curated record.
GCAGUUCUUGACCAAUGAGAUGAUCAUUUCUCAGUUUGCAGUGGAGUCCGCCUGCAGAGCAGCACCCUGGGGACAGUUUGCAGUACUUGGGUAGACAAAUGAUGAGAUAAUGCCGGCUGAGAAGCCCAAAGCUCCAGGGACAACCGCCUCCCGACUGUUCGCACUGCCUUCGCUGACAGGAUUUAAAAACCAUGACCCCACCAAGUCCAAAGCACCAAGCUACACGUUGAGCGGUCGCUGCCCCAGAACCAAACAACACGUCUCACCCGGACCGGCGCACUUUGUCCCUUCCAACAUCACCAAAAACGGGAGAGAUGGAACUCCGGCCUUUUCAUUCGGCAGACGGCGAAAGGAUCCGGCCCGCGCCGUCAUCCCUGCACCCAACUGUUACAGCCUUGAGAACGCAGAGAAGUACACUCAUCGCUCUUCUCCUGCGUACACUUUAGCUACCAGGAGGAAGCAACAUGUAAACAGCAACCAAACCGGACCCGGUCCAGCUUCCAACAUGCUGCCGCCUGUUAUGGGACCUAAAACCGUCAACAUCGCUGCAGGGCCUGCACACACCAUCCUCGGCCGCAGUAAAGUCGGGAACUUUUUUAACGACUUGUCAAAGUCUCCAGGCCCUGCAGCCUAUCAAUCUACAGAACUCAAAACUUACCUGAGAAAAUCACCAGAGUACAGCAUGCCAGGCCGAAAGUUCCUACCUCAAAAUUCUACACGGACGCCAGCACCUGGAGUGUAUUGUCCUGAGAAGGUUACGUCCAAUUCUUCAAAAGCUCCAGCCUUCAGCUUUGGAAGAUAUCACUCGGAAAAAACCAUCAUCCCCCUUACGGCUCUGGAUAAAAGUCAACAGUCGAUAACAAUCAGUUAACUUGAAAGGGUUUACUCUGCAUUGUCUUACACCAUGUACAGUAUAUUGGUGUAAGUCGGAAUGAUCCAGGUGUUCAAGUUGAAAAACCACUCGGCUUUUUCAAUGCAUUUACAAAACAAACCUUAUAUGUCUUUGGUUUGGAUCAGGGGUCCCCCAACUACAGCUCAUGGGCCAGAUACCGCCCGACAAUGUCCAAAAUCCGGCCCGCGCCCGUCCAGAGUAAUUUUUUUCAAAUUAUGGUUAUUUUAAUCUGUCCUUUCUAGCUAAUCCAUCAAUCUGUUUUCUACCGCUUGUUAACUCUCGGGGUCUCCAAGCUGCUCAGGCAAAUUAUGUUGUCUAAAAAUGCAUUUUCCCAUCCAUAAGGUGACGUCAUCGCACUCGACCCCGAGACUGCGGCGCAAGCUCGUGGCAAGUGUGCGCUCUUUCAGUCAAUUAGUGCACGAGGGUAAAAAAAUGGCGAAAUUGUUGGGGAAAUGUAAAAAUAGACUCAGAGUGUAGAGUUUUUAAACAUCAGUGGAGAUGACUUUUUUGU